Saccostrea echinata is the source of this 2108-nucleotide messenger RNA. RefSeq names its product b(0,+)-type amino acid transporter 1-like. The coding region runs from base 175 to 1710 and encodes 511 amino acids. The transcript is spliced from 13 exons. Lineage: Eukaryota; Metazoa; Mollusca; Bivalvia; Ostreida; Ostreidae. Gene Ontology annotation, biological process: amino acid transmembrane transport. The record is from RefSeq and is a predicted model, not a curated record. Gene Ontology annotation, cellular component: membrane. Gene Ontology annotation, molecular function: L-amino acid transmembrane transporter activity.
CGUCGAGGACCUACUUAUCCGGGGUGGGUACGUGGGUUCAUUCAACACUGUCACCUCAUUCUGCACGGAAUGCUGAUAAGACACCACAAAUCAGACAUGCCGAGUUCCUAAGAAGUAAAAACAAAUCGUCUUCAACGCAGUAUGUAAAGAGCUUCAUAAAGGAAUUCUUUAAACAUGGAAAAUAACGCAUAUGAAACCAUUGAAGAUUCUGAAACGAACGGAGGAAUUAGCCGUCCAGUUGAAAAUGGUACCCGAAAAAGAUACCUUACGGACAGCACAGAGUCGCAAGAUGUUAGUGAAGUCAGUAUAGUACCCGAGAGGGUCCGUAUGAAGAAAAAUGUCGGACUCAUAAGCGGAACAUCUCUGAUAGUAGGCACCAUCAUAGGCUCCGGAAUUUUCAUAUCACCCAAAAGUGUGCUAGACAGGACAGGAUCUGUCGGACUAAGCCUUGUUGUCUGGGUAGCGAGUGGAUUCUUGGCCUUGCUUGGUUCAUUGUCGUACGCUGAGUUGGGAACUGUCAUAAGAAAAUCAGGUGGGGAAUAUGUGUAUAUUAAGGAGGCGCUGGGAGAUAUUCCCGCUUUUCUGUUCGCAUGGACAUCUGUGAUGGUGGUCAGGACUUCCUCCAUGGCUAUUAUUUGUUUGACUUUUGGUGAAUACAUGGCUACUUUUUUCCCGUAUUGUGGAUCACCAGUCAUCCCUAUGAAAAUUGUUGCUGCUCUUGCCAUUGUAUCCCUUGGAGUCAUUAACAGUUACAGUACAACUCUGGCCGGAAGAACCCAGGUCUUCUUCACAGCUGUGAAACUACUUGCUCUUGUUGUCAUUGUGGUAGGAGGCAUCGUCAAACUCAUUCAAGGGAACACAUCUCAAUUUGAAAACAGUUUUGAUGGUACAACGACCUCCCCCUCCAGUAUUGCUCUAGCGUUUUAUAACGCUCUAUGGGCUUACGAUGGCUGGAAUAACCUGAAUUAUGUUACAGAAGAAAUAAAAAAUCCAGCUAAAAACCUUCCUCGAGCUAACGUCUUGGGUGUGAUGAUCACCACCAUAAUAUAUCUAUUGGUCAACAUUUCAUAUCUCACUGUCAUGACUUCCACAGAGCUUCUGAACUCAUCAGCUGUUGCUGUGACCUGGGGUGACCGCGUUCUGGGAGGUGCUGCUGCACUGAUGCCAAUAGCCGUGUUGUUCUCUACGUUUGGUGCUGCAAAUGGAACAUUGUUUGGAGGUGGAAGAGUUGUGUAUGUAGCUGGGAGAGAGGGGCACCUUCCAGAGAUGUUGUCAUACGUACAUUGUAAAUAUUACACGCCAUUUCCCUCGGUGAUAUUCACAAUUGUGAUUUCUUUGAUUAUGAUAAUUCCUGGAAACAUUGGGUCGCUGGUAGACUUCUUUAGUUUUUCCGCCUGGUUGUUUUAUGGUCUGACUGUCACGUGCCUCAUCAUCUUCCGCUUCACAAAGAAAGAUGUAGAGAGACCUAUCAAGGUUCCUAUUGUGAUCCCCAUACUCUUUGUGCUGAUAGCUAUUUACCUUGUUAUUGGACCAAUCAUAGAAGAUCCACAAAUUGAACUCCUAUAUGCGUUCCUAUUCAUAAUUGGAGGACUCUUAUUUUAUUUCCCUUUCGUCUACUUCAAGCUCAAAAUUAAAGGAUUUGAGGGAUUAACAACGGGUGUACAAUUGCUUUGUGAGGUGGUCCCCAGUCCAUACGAACCAGAAAACUGAAAGCACGGUUAAAAAAUCAGAGACCAUAUUUAUGUGCAUUGCAUUCUUUGUUCAACUUUUUACAGACUUGCUUUUUGCUUUAAAUGAGCAAUAUUAUUGCAAUGGAUUAUCUACAACUUUAAAAAUAAUAUGUUUACAUUGUCGGAAAUUUUGAAUUAUAAAAUUUAACAUGUAUUGCACUGGAUCACCAAUGAUUCAACUAGAUUGUCUCCAAAAGCAAUAAAAACUACAGGUGCUGGGCCAAUAGAAAAAAUAUCAAAGGAGUUAUUAUGCACAGAGAUGAAAGAAUGUAGAUAAAUUGUUUACUUUUAUAUAUACAAAUGGUUUUUAAACUGUCUAAAUGAAUAAUGGGAUAUAAAAUCAAACAUUUUUUGAGUAAAUACUUAUAUCUAGGUUUU